Molecule: messenger RNA, 1532 nt
Organism: Kockovaella imperatae
Lineage: Eukaryota; Fungi; Basidiomycota; Tremellomycetes; Tremellales; Cuniculitremaceae
Exons: 8
Coding region: 118-1311 (397 amino acids)
Biological process (GO): endoplasmic reticulum to Golgi vesicle-mediated transport; endocytosis; intra-Golgi vesicle-mediated transport
Cellular component (GO): Golgi apparatus
Molecular function (GO): metal ion binding; GTPase activator activity
Source: RefSeq, a predicted model, not a curated record
GCACAGUGUUCAAUAGGCGUAGAUUUUUGACUUCCCGCUCUCGCUCUGACGCAAAGGUGGGUGGACGACCGUCACAGCACUCACAGCUCGCUCUCUCGGUCGAGCCCACUGGUCAACAUGUCGCGACAAGAUAAAGCAACGACAGAGCGCAAUGCCCGGACACUCAGGGAGCUGGUCAAGCAACCGGAUAACAAGUCGUGUGCGGAUUGCAGGAAGAAUGAUGCGCGAUGGGCGUCUUGGAACCUUGGGGUAUUCUUAUGUAUACGUUGUUCGGGUAUACACCGAUCCAUGGGCACACACAUCAGCAAGGUGAAGAGUAUCGACUUGGACAUGUGGACACCUGAGCAAAUGGAGUCGGUUCAAAAGUGGGGCAACAGACGAGCCAAUCUGUACUGGGAGAAGCACCUCAAAGCGGGUCAUGUACCUCCAGAUCAUAAAAUCGAGUCAUUCAUACGCUCAAAAUACGAAAGCAAACGAUGGGCAAUGGAUGGGCCUCCGCCAUCUGAUCCGAGUGUGUUAGAAGACGGGUCUCCGCGUCAGCAUGACGAUUCUUCGAUGGCCCCCACACCUGCCUCUACGGCGCCUCCACCCGCUGCUUCCAAAACCCACCCUCUAUUAUCCCGGCAGACAGCGCCAGCUCCAAAAGCCACUGCCGCUCCAAUCGUUGAUCUGUUUGGAGGCGAUGAUGACGCCGCACCAAUCAGUACGACCUCAAAGCCUGCCAUUGCCGCGUCCAAUGGCAAUGCUGGACCUUCCGCAUCAACGACUGCCCCCAAUCCCGCUCCUUCGGCGACUGCGGAGCAACCCAAAGCACCUGGCUCUUCCAUCUUUGAUUUGGACUUCCGCGCCCCGACCCCCAGUUCCAAGCCUCAGACCAACAAGGCCGAUAUCAUGUCCCUCUUUUCGUCCCCAUCCACUGCUUCCGCUCCUGCUCCUCAGCCAUCUUUCUUCAAUCCCCCCAAUCCACCCACCGCCCAGAACCCUUAUGCGACGUGGGGCGGUGGCGGGACAUCCACAAGUACAACGAUGCAGAGCCCUACUCAGACCGCCUUGCCCACGGCCAAUGCAGGUUGGGGAGGACUACAAAUGGACCAAGGGGCUUGGGGUCAACCGCAACAAGCCGCUCCUGCCGCUCCACAGCCAGCUUCGUCCUGGGGUCAGCCGGUCGCCAAUGUCAAUGCCAGUGCAGACCCUUGGGGUAGCAGCAGCAAUGUCGGUGCCAGCGAUCCCUGGGCGGUAUCUGCUGCGCCGGCUGUAUCUCAGCCAACCAAGAAGCAGGAGAAUGACCCGUUCGCCAACUUGUGGAACUAAAGCGUCAUGACGAGUAUCAUUGCAUGCGUCCGUUUACGAGAUGCACCUGCAUGAACGGGUAUCAGAUGUAGGCCCAACAGCAGUCAGUUGGUAGGAGUGACCUAGUGCCAUGCAUCCAGCCGCCAUCACGUAGAGUUUGGGAUAAAUUCACCUGCAGAAAAUACGCGAAUAUAGAUAUUCAAAAUUUUUCGAAAAUUUCCGCCGGGUCGCGCGAACGUUGU